GCCUCGGGCCGAUUUCCGGCCGCACCGUGCGGGCGGCCGUGCGGGCUUUGUCAGCAGGCCAGCGGGGCGGGCGGCCAGCGGUCCGCGUGCGGGGCGCGCGCGCCGUCCUCUCGCCGCUGGGCGCCGGACUGACGGGUGACUAGAAGGUGACUCCAGAGCCUGAAUUUCUGAGCAUGGAAAUCUGCAGAAGACAGUGUCCGAAGCCCUCACAGUGAUGGAGGUCGCUGCCCCUGCGCCUGGCGGGGGCCCUGAACCCAGAUUAGGGGGGCUGUUGGGAAACCUGGACGGGCAGAGCCUGCGGAGCUGCCCCUCCCAGGAGGGAGGUUUCAAGCAGGUGACAGUUACCCACUGGAAGAUCCAAACAGGAGAGGCAGCGCAGGUGGGCAGUAAGUCAGGAGGAAGCCCCGUCCUGAGCUCAAACCUCCUCCUGCUUCAGAGAGAGCUGAUCGAAGGGGAGGCCCACCAGCGCGAGGCUUGCGGAAGCUUCCCAUUUAAUUCGGACCUGGUCAGACAUCAGGUUUCUCAGGCUGGGGAGAAGUCUCACAGACGUGACGAGUGUGGGAGGGGCUUCGGCCAGAGCUCCCACCUCGUGGAGCAUCCGCGCGCUCACGGCGGAGACAGACUCUACGUGUGUAACGCGUGUGGGAAAGACUUCGUUCUCUACGCGGAUCUUGUGGAGCAUCAGAAAGUGCACGCGGGAGAAAGGCCCUUCAAGUGCGCUCAGUGUGGGAAGGCGUUCUGUCACAGCUCAGACCUGAUCCGCCACCAGCGCGUCCACACCCGGGAGCGACCUUUCGAGUGCAAGGAAUGCGGGAAAGGCUUCAGUCAGAGCUCGCUGCUCAUCCGGCACCAGAGGAUCCACACUGGGGAGAGGCCCUACGAGUGCAACGAGUGCGGCAAGGCCUUCAUCCGGAGCUCCAGCCUCAUCCGGCAUUACCAGGUCCACACGGAGGUGAGGCAGUACGAGUGUGAGGAGUGCAGGAAGGCCUUCCGCCACCGCUCGGACCUCAUCGAGCACCAGAGGAUCCACACCGGGGAGAGGCCCUACGAGUGCAACGAGUGCGGCAAGGCCUUCAUCCGGAGCUCGAAGCUCAUCCAGCACCAGAGGAUCCACACUGGAGAGAGGCCUUACGUGUGCAACGAGUGCGGGAAGCGUUUCAGCCAGACGUCGAACUUCACUCAGCAUCAGAGGAUCCACACUGGAGAGAAGCUCUACGAAUGUAACGAGUGCGGGAAAGCGUUCUUUCUGAGUUCGUACCUUAUUCGACACCAGAAGAUCCACACUGGAGAGAGGGUGUAUGAGUGUAAGGAAUGUGGGAAAGCUUUUCUCCAGAAAGCCCAUCUCACUGAGCAUCAGAAGAUCCACACUGGGGACAGGCCCUUUGCGUGUAAGGACUGUGGGAAAGCCUUCAUUCAGAGCUCCAAGCUCCUCCUACACCAGGCUCCGGACACGCAGGCUCGGCGGCCAUGGUUCACGGGCCCAGCCACACCGUGGCAUAUGGGAUCCUCCCGGACCGGGGCACGAGGCCGCGUCCCCUGCAUCGGCAGGCGGACUCUCAACCACUGCGCCACCAGGGAAGCCCCUCCUUAGCAUAUUUUGAUCUGUCAGAAAGGCAAGUUGGAGAAACAUCCUUUCUUAUCUAAAACCACAAAUUGGUUCCCUGUCGUCCUUAGGAUAAGUUCCAAUCUCCCCAUCCUGCAUCCGAAGGCCUUUUGCUUCCUGGGGCCUCUUCUCCCGCCGGUUAACUCCCUGCCGCACCGUUGGCACUGCGGCAGCACUAACUGCUGGACGUCCCCACUUACCCAGGCCGCUCCUGCCUCCUUGCCUCUGUCCUGGUUGGAAUGCCCCCUCUCCUCACCCGGCUGACUCGGCUCAGCCCGCUACCCCUCUGCUUCCGUUCCUCGGUGGUCCUUCACCUCUGUUGCUGCGCUUACUCUGAUAUGUCAAAAUCGUGUUUCAGAUCCUCUCUCUUUCCUUGUUACAGUGUUAACUCGUGGAGCACAGUGAGUGUAUCUGAUAGAUUUGUGUCCCUGGCGUCUAGAGCGAGGCAGUACAAAGCACACCCCCGUCCUUGCGUACUUGGCUUGUCCUCUCUAUACUGCUCUUUAAAAUACGUUUUCGGAUGCUCUUUUUGCUGUUGCUGUUUUGUGUAAUCUGCUGGUCUGUCGGAAAUACCUCCUCUCGGCCCUGCUGGCGUCUUCGGCUCAUACUGCGUUCAGCACUUGCAGGCAGGAGCCAGAGUGAGAUGGCGCCCCUUGUGUUUUUGCCUUCACGGCUUGUCCAUGACUGUCCACUUGCUCUGGGGGAGGCUUGUCCUCAGUCAGUCAUCCGUGUAUCUUUCUGAUUCAUUCAAAGGGCACACAGUCCUGGUGCGCUACAUGACUUUUCCCGUCUCAGCCAUUCCAUGAUUGAGCCAACGUCUUCCCCUUUCCCUGCUCUCUGACUCACUUUGUCAUUGAUUUGAAAAUGUAAUUAUCUAAAAGGACCAGUGCUAAAUACUGGGAAACCAAGAAGAAUGAGACACUAUCUGUCCUGAAGUCGUCCAGAGUCUGAUGGGGGAGGCAGGAAGGUCACGGUAUGCUGAGUUAAGUGUUGAAAGAGAAGUGUGUUCCCGGUUGUGCAGGAGCAUAGGUAAGGAGGUGACUAAUUUGGCAUGGGGCAACUGGGACGGCUUCACAGUGGAGGUGACAGCAAACUGGUCCACAGAGAUAAGUAGACAUUUUGUCAGCUAGAGCAGAGGAUGAUCUGGGAGGGAAUCUGGGGAAACGGCAGGACUGGUGGAUCCCUCUCUGGGUACGGCUGUUCGAAAGCAGGCCAGUUUUAUUACACAGCAGAACUGUUAGUUGUUCCCUCUGAAUUGCUUUUAUCUGAACAUUAACAAAACCAGUUUUGAAAUGCUGUGCUAAUGGAUUGCCCAUGAGGGUAUAUCUUGAGUUCUUAAACUCCAGCAACCCUAGAAGCCUUGAGGGGGUAAAUAAUUCAAAAAGAGCAUACAGUGCUCCAUCUUUUGGAAAACUCACCAUGACUGGAGAUGUUUCAAAUGAUAUAGAAGCAGAUAUUACCAGCCCAUUUUAACCAACUUUGUUUGGUUGAGGUCCAGUUGCCAUACAGUAAAACACCUAUUUUAAGUGUACAGAAUUCUGACAAAUCCAUACGCCUGUAUAACCAUCAUCAUGAUCAAGGAUAACAUUUCUGUCACCCCAAAAUGUUCCCUUUUGUCCUUUCCCAGUUAAUCCCACCUCAGGCCCAAGUAACCACUUCCUGUUAGUGUGGAUUCGUUAUGCCUGUUCCAGGACUUCCUGUUAGUGUGGAUUCGUUAUGCCUGUUCCAGGACUUCAUGUAAAUGGAUUCAUAUGGCAUAUAAUCCUGUGUAAUCCAAACGUCUUUCACUUCGGCAUGUUUUAAAGACUCAGCUGAGUAGUUCUGUGUUUCCAUAGCUCUUUUUCUUUGUGAGUAGUGUCCCAUUGUAUGCGUUAAGCAUCAUUUAUUAUUCAUUCAUCUGUUGAUGGAAAUUUGGGUUUCCAGCUUUGGCUGUUAUGAAUAAAACUGCUAUGAGCAUUUCCGUAAAAGUA
Molecule: messenger RNA, 3573 nt
Organism: Lagenorhynchus albirostris (white-beaked dolphin)
Lineage: Eukaryota; Metazoa; Chordata; Mammalia; Artiodactyla; Delphinidae
Gene: ZNF623
Product: zinc finger protein 623
Exons: 3
Coding region: 215-1591 (458 amino acids)
Biological process (GO): regulation of transcription by RNA polymerase II
Molecular function (GO): DNA-binding transcription factor activity, RNA polymerase II-specific; RNA polymerase II cis-regulatory region sequence-specific DNA binding
Source: RefSeq, a predicted model, not a curated record